AUGUUACGACUUGUACCGAGAUGCUUCUUUCGGCUCAAAGCCGCCAAAUCCCCAUUCGUGAUUAAGCCACGGACAUUUCGGGCAUUCGCUUCAGUUAAAGCUUCAACUUCAACUUCAACAAUUGCUCGUGAGCCGCCUAAAUUACAACUCCGAGAUUACCAGGAAGAAUGUAUUGAUUCGGUCUUGAACUCUUUGCAAAAUGGGCAGAAAAGAGUAGGCGUGUCCCUCGCUACCGGAAGUGGGAAAACAGUCAUUUUCACUCAACUCAUCGAGAGAAUUCCACCACCAAGCGAGAAUGCGCAGCAGACACUAAUCUUGGCUCAUCGUCGUGAGCUUGUGGAGCAAGCAGCGAACCAUUGCCAGCGCCAGUAUCCAAAUAAGAAGAUCGAGAUUGAGAUGGGGAAUGUCCACGCAACGGGGACAGCAGAUAUCACAGUCGCUAGCGUACAGAGUAUAACGUCACAAGGUCGUCUUAAAAAGUUCGACCCGUCUCGUUUCAAGCUUUUACUGGUGGACGAAGCCCAUCACAUCGUUGCUCCAGGUUACCUCAAGACCCUACGCCACUUUGGACUCGAUCAGAAGCGACCAGAGUCCCCAAAUCUGGUCGGUGUCUCUGCUACCUUCUCGCGUUUUGAUGGAGUCAAGCUCGGUGCAGCUAUCGAUGAGAUCGUCUACCACAGAGACUACGUGGACAUGAUAUCGAAAAAGUGGCUGUCAGAUGUCAUGUUUACCACCGUCGAGACCAAAGCAAACCUAUCAGGAAUCAAGAAGGGCGCAUUUGGCGACUAUCUUCCCGGAGAGCUCUCAAAGGUCGUCAACACUAGCGAGAUCAAUGAUAUUACAGUGCGCAGCUGGAUGGCCAAGGCCGAAGGAAGAGAGUCGACUCUGGUGUUUUGUGUUGAUGUUGCUCAUGUUGUUGAGCUGACAGAUCGUUUUCGACAACAUGGCUUCGAUGCAAGAUACGUGACCGGAGAAACACCAAAAGUUGAAAGAGGCCAAACACUGGAUUCUUUCCGGAAGGGCGAGUUUCCAGUAUUAGUCAACUGUGGUGUCUUCACUGAAGGAACUGACAUUCCCAACAUUGACUGCGUCAUUCUUGGAAGGCCGACAAGAUCUCGCAAUCUCCUCGUUCAGAUGAUCGGUAGAGGAAUGAGAUUACAUCCAGGGAAGAAAAACUGCCACAUCAUUGAUCUAGUCUCAAGUUUGGAUACUGGAAUCGUGACUACGCCUACAUUGUUUGGUCUUGAUCCGAAUGUUCUGGUGGAGAGGGCAACAGUGAGCGACCUGCGCAAGAUCAAAGAAACGGGCCAAGUCAACAGCGAACAGCCUUUGUCGUACCAUACAACUCCCGGGCCCGGAUCUGGCAGUGUCACAUUCACAGAUUAUGACUCGGUCCUGGAUCUCAUCGCCGAUACAUCUGGCGAGAAGCACAUUCGCGCCAUCAGUAAAUACGCCUGGGUUCAAGUACAAGGAGACAAGUUUAUUCUCUCAGCACCAGAUGGUUCUUACGUCCGUAUAGAAAGAGUACCCGAAAGGUCCAACGAUUCGGCACCUGUUUACCGAGCAGUCGAGGUGCGAGCGCUACUAAACGGUGCCAAAGCACCAUACGCAAUGCCAAAGGAGAUUCUCACUGCAUCUACGUUCACCGAUGCAGUGCACGGGGCAGACAGUUUCGCAGCCAAGGCGUUCCCCCACACCUUUAUUCACCGUUACCAGCGCUGGCGGUCAGCUCGACCUACACAAGGACAGGUCGACUUCAUUAACAGAAUGCGCGGCAAGGCAGAGCCUUUAACAAUUGAGGAUUUGAACAAAGGCAAGGCUGCGGACAUGAUCACAAAGCUCAAGCACGGCGCGCGUGGACAGUUUGCGAGAAUAGAGGCAGGACAGAGAAAACAGGAUAAGCAGAACAAGAUGGCAGAGGCUAAACGCCUCCGAGAGCAUGUCACAGUAGGACCUGUGGCAGCUUAA
Molecule: messenger RNA, 1968 nt
Organism: Fusarium pseudograminearum CS3096
Lineage: Eukaryota; Fungi; Ascomycota; Sordariomycetes; Hypocreales; Nectriaceae
Exons: 2
Coding region: 1-1968 (655 amino acids)
Molecular function (GO): hydrolase activity; ATP binding; DNA binding
Source: RefSeq, a predicted model, not a curated record